Molecule: messenger RNA, 849 nt
Organism: Aureobasidium uvarum
Lineage: Eukaryota; Fungi; Ascomycota; Dothideomycetes; Dothideales; Saccotheciaceae
Source: the annotation of a GenBank genome assembly
AUGAAGUUGUUCAGCGUGGCCACUGCCUUGCUCGCCGCGGUACCCUUUACCCAAGCAUACUGGAAAGGCUUUAAUGUUGCCGCCGAAAACCCCGAUGGCUCCUGCAAAACACAAGCCCAAUGGGUUUCUGCUUUCCAAAAGCUAGCCUCGCUUCCUGGCCAUUUCACUUCUGUCCGUCUAUACGCGAGUUCGGACUGUAACACUUUGGCUUUGGCCGUCCCUGCCGCCAUCUCCACGAGAACUCAGCUGCUCGUUGGUGUUUGGACUCAGGAUGAAGGCCACUUCAAGCGGGAAAAGGAUGCCCUCGAGAGCGCCAUCAAGAAAUACGGUCAAGACUGGAUCAUUGCCAUCAGCGUUGGAAGCGAAGACCUGUAUCGCAAGGAGAUCAGUGCAUCGUCCCUUGCACAGAAAAUCUACGACGUUCGCGGUAUGGUUCGCGCCAUGGGCGUGAACAAGGAAGUUGGACAUGUCGACACAUGGACUGCCUGGGUCGAUUCUGCCAACACUGAAGUCGUCAAAGCAUCAGAUUUCAUCGGUCUGGGCAGCAGUAUCGAAAACGCAAGCAACGCAUUCUGGAGCGCCAUCAACAAAGUCCGCGGCGUCGUCGACAAGGUCUCUCCAGGCAAAUGGGUCUGGGUCACCGAGACAGGAUGGCCAGUCAGUGGUCCCAAAUACGGCAACGGAGUUGCCAGCGUUAAGAAUGCUCAAACUUUCUGGAAGCAGAUCGCUUGUUCUGCGUUUAAGCAAGUGCACAUUUUCUGGUAUGUGCACCAGGAUUACCAAGCGUCGCCUAGCUUUGGUGUUAUUGACCACAAUGGAAACGCCAUUUAUGAUCAACAGAGUUGUUGA